Messenger RNA from Ziziphus jujuba (common jujube), 1507 nucleotides. RefSeq lists its product as uncharacterized. The transcript has 4 exons. Gene Ontology annotation, biological process: translation. The coding region runs from base 863 to 1246 and encodes 127 amino acids. NCBI's taxonomy places the organism in Eukaryota, Viridiplantae, Streptophyta, Magnoliopsida, Rosales, Rhamnaceae. The record is from RefSeq and is a predicted model, not a curated record. Gene Ontology annotation, molecular function: 5S rRNA binding; structural constituent of ribosome. Gene Ontology annotation, cellular component: ribosome.
CUCACUGGCUCUCUCUCUUAUUUUCUAGCGGUAACUGCAGCUUUUUUAUUUUAUUUUUUUAUUUUAUUUUAUUUUUUUUAUGCUUGGUUUUGAAAUUUUGUAUAUAAAAGUUUGUUCAUUUUUUUGGACUUUGUGAGAGAAAACAUAAAAAAAUUAAAAAAAAAUUAAAAAAUUAAAAUAAAAUAGAAGAAGAAGACGAAAAGGGAAGGUGGGUCUUUUAGUGUUGUGCGGUAUCCGUAAUUUCUUUUGGCUGUUGUUGUUUGGAGUAAUUGUUGGGAUUUGAUGGCUUGAAUCAAUCUUCGAGGGUUUUUGUUGCUGGGAGCAUUAAAAAUCCGGUUUUUUGGGAGCUAUUCAGGAAUUCAAUCCCACUCUGGAACAUCAAACGUGUUUCGGAGCUUUCCCCUUGACAAUCUUUAAUGCUUUCGUCCUCCCUUGAAGCUGCAAUCCUUGCAUCUGCAGCCAUUGCUAUAGGCAUGUUAUUAUCCUUUAUAGAGUCUUGCUGUAAUAUCCUGUCCUGAAGUACAUUGAAAAUUUCUCAAGUUGACCAAUUGAAGGACUAAGAAAGAGGAUAACAUAAUAAUACAGAAGCAGUGCUUGUGUAAAAUGCUGGGGUGAUAAUGUUAUAUGUUUGAUGGAUUUGGCUUUGUAUGCUUGAUGAAAAGUUAGAGCAAGCUGCUACCAGAAUCGAAUUUAUUCCUCAUAACAGUCUAUCUGGCAGCAGCUUAUUGGGUUCCAAAAGCUUAAUUCUGGAUGAUAUUUUGGAUUAGCUCAAGCUCAAGAAAUAAUUGUUCACAAUUUCCCUUGAGUAGUUUUAAAACUAACAGGCUUUUGCUGAUAAAUCAAGCCUCAGGGCUCUGGAACAAUGACAGUUUUGAAGCGGUAUGUGCUGCGGUUGUUCAUAUCAUUGAAGUACAUUACAGCGAACGUGGUGGAUAGAAAUAAUGGGCGGAAUGUUGCAACAUCAUCAACUGUUGAACAUUCGAUUAAGGGCUCGCUCGAGUGUGGUCGGUCGUGCAAUGCUAAGGCUGCAUCUGUUGUUGGAGAGGUGUUAGCGAUGCGGCUUAAGGUGGAAGGUCUUGAGCAGGGACAGGGAAGAGGUAUUCAUGUUGAUGUAAACAAGGAAGUUGAGAAGAAAGGCUUCAAGAAUCGCACCAAGAUUUGGGCUAUUGUCAAUUCCCUCAAGAAUAAUGGAGUUAAGCUCAUUCUUGAUGAUAAUGAUGAAAACUCGUCCAGACCAAGUUACUAAUUAUCUUUCCAGCUUUUUUUCUUUCUUCUGUGUAUAUCUGGGAGAUGAAAUGUACUCGUUUAAUUAGAGGGAAAAUUUUGCAGGUAAAAAACAGAAGCAGCCAUGAAAAUAUACGAGGAUUUUUUAAUAUUCUAUAGAAGCAUAAUUUCCAGAAGAAUGAGAGUGCUUUAAUGUCUAAUUUAAUAGCAUGCUUUUCUAACAGUCUAUUGUAAUUUAAUUAAUUGUAUUACCAUUCUUAUGGUUAAAGGAAAUUUUGAAAUC